AUGGGCAUUGUACAAACAAUUACAGAUGUUGUUACAGAUAAUAAAAGAUAUUAUAGAUGCCCAAAAUGUGGUAGAGAAGUUUGGGCUUAUGGUGUCUAUCAAGGAAAUAUUUGCGAGAACUGUAGUGGAACCUUUGCCCAUGGUUUAUUAAAAACUUUAGAUAAUAUAAGUCCAGGUAUUACCACACGUCUUGAUAUUAUGUGUGACCUUAGAUCAAAGUAUCGUUGCCCAAAUUGUGGAAAAUGGUGUUAUGGAACUGGGAAUUUAGUUGGAUCUCCUUGUUGUUUCAGAAAAUGGUUUAACAUGAAUGUAGCUUCGGAUUAUGCUUGCUCAUUGGAACAAUUCUUAGCCAAUUAUGAUUCUGAUGGCAGUAUUACACUUGAUGGACACAGAUUUGAAAAUAUCAUCCCACAAAAUUGCUUAAGAAGAGCAAAAGAUUAUAUGAUUGUUCAUACAAAAUGGGGUUGUGGCAAUAAUGCAAUUAACAUUUGUUUAAAAAUACAUGGAUACUCAAAACAAUUAUAUUCAUCAGAUUAUGAACAUAAUCCAAUAGGCUGUGGAUGGAGUUGGGAAAAUUUUUAUGAAUUAAAUAUUAAGCCUAACUUCGAAUACUGUGGUUGGAGGGGACAUGAAACAGUAGCUGAGCAGGUUGAAUAUAAUUGGGAUUACAUUGAUGGCACUAAUUAUAAAAACUACUCAUUAAUUAUUAUGGGAGGACAAGAUAUCUGUGCCCACUACACAAUUGUUUUGGGUGUAAGCACAGAUAAAAAAUAUUAUAUUGUCACAGAUCAAAAAUUGCAAAUUUGGCUUGUUGAUUUAUCAUUGUUCAAAAUGAUAAGCGUUUACAAGGCAACAAGACAUAUCAACUUGUAUCAACAGCACUCAUUAUAUAGAGUUGGUUAA
Messenger RNA from Trichomonas vaginalis G3, 903 nucleotides. RefSeq lists its product as uncharacterized. The coding region runs from base 1 to 903 and encodes 300 amino acids. The record is from RefSeq and is a predicted model, not a curated record. The transcript has a single exon. NCBI's taxonomy places the organism in Eukaryota, Parabasalia, Trichomonadida, Trichomonadidae.